Molecule: messenger RNA, 1693 nt
Organism: Ixodes scapularis (black-legged tick)
Lineage: Eukaryota; Metazoa; Arthropoda; Arachnida; Ixodida; Ixodidae
Gene: Kap-alpha1
Product: importin subunit alpha-7
Exons: 1
Coding region: 1-1566 (521 amino acids)
Biological process (GO): NLS-bearing protein import into nucleus
Cellular component (GO): nucleoplasm; cytoplasm; nucleus
Molecular function (GO): nuclear import signal receptor activity; protein binding
Source: RefSeq, a predicted model, not a curated record
AUGUCGAGCGGCGGCAGCGCAGGCAGCACGAGCCACCGGCUGCGCUACAAGAAUGCGGGCCUGGACGCCCAGGAGCUGCGCCGGCGGCGAGAGGAAGAAGGAGUCCAGCUGCGCAAGCUGAAGCGCGAGAGCGAGCUGUGCAAGCGCCGCAACCUGGGCGGCCCCGAGCUAGACGGCGACGAAGGGGACAACCCGGGGCCCGAGCGCGCGGGCGUGACGGCCGAGAUGGUGGCCCAACUGUACGCCGACGCGCCCGAGCUACAGCUGCAGGCGACACAGCGGUUCCGCAAGCUGCUGUCGCGGGAGCCCAACCCGCCUAUCGACGAGGUGAUCGAGACCGGGAUCGUGCCCCGCUUCGUGGAGUUCCUCCAGCGGGACGACCAGUGCACGCUGCAGUUCGAGGCGGCCUGGGCGCUCACCAACAUCGCGUCCGGCACGUCACUGCAGACGCGCAUGGUGGUCGAGGCCGGCGCCGUGCCCGUGUUCGUCCGCCUGCUGGGCUCCGAGUACGAGGACGUGCAGGAACAGGCCGUCUGGGCACUGGGCAACAUCGCGGGCGACUCGCCAGAGUGCCGCGACUUCGUGCUAGCCCAAGGCAUCCUACUGCCGCUGCUCCAGCUCAUCGGAAAGUCCACGCGGACCUCGAUGACGCGCAACGCCGUCUGGGCGCUCUCCAAUCUUUGCCGGGGCAAGAACCCGCCGCCGCGCUUCGACCAGGUGCAGCCGUGCCUGCCGCUGCUGGCGCGGCUGCUGUACGUGAACGACUUCGACGUGCUGGCCGACGCUUGCUGGGCGCUCUCGUACCUGUCGGACGGCCCCAACGACAAGAUACAGGCAGUGAUCGACGCCGGGGUGUGCCGCCGCCUCGUUGAGCUGCUCAUGCACGCGAGCCAAGGCGUGGUGUCGGCGGCCCUGCGCGCCGUCGGCAACAUCGUGACGGGCGACGACCUGCAGACGCAGGUGGUGCUCAACUGCAACGCGCUGCCCUGCCUGCUGCACCUGCUCUCGUCGCCCAAGGAGUCCGUGCGCAAGGAGGCCUGCUGGACGCUGUCCAACAUCACGGCGGGCAACCGGCAGCAGAUCCAGGCCGUCAUCGACGCCAACAUCUUCCCGGUGCUGGUGGACGUGCUGGCCCGGGCCGAGCUCAAGACCAAAAAGGAGGCGGCUUGGGCCAUCACCAAUGCUACAUCGGGUGGCUCGCCGGACCAGGUGCGCUUCCUGGUGCAGCAGGAGUGCGUGGGCCCGCUGUGCGACCUGCUCACGGCCGCCGACCCCAAGGUGGUGCAGGUGGCCCUCAACGGGCUGGACAACAUCCUGCGGCUCGGCGCCCAGGACGCCCACGAGGGCCGCCUCAACCCGUACGCCGUCCUGGUCGAGGAGUGCUUCGGCCUCGACAAGAUCGAGUUCCUGCAGUCGCACGAGAACGUAGACAUCUACCAGAAGGCCUUCGAGAUGAUUGAGCACUACUUUGGCGCCGAGGACGAGGCCCCGCGCAUCGCGCCGCCCGCCCAGGGGGGACAGUUCCAGUUCGGCGCCGCUGACAGCCCCGCAGGUUACCGCUUCUGACGGGGUCCCCCCGGCAGACGCUAGCCACCACUUGUACAUAAAACUAUUUAUUGGCCCCCACCGCCGCUUCGGGGACCCACAACAAAUGUACAUAGCGUCUCGGAGAAUAAAAGGUUUUGCUGCCGGC